This is a messenger RNA of Auanema sp. JU1783, 1803 nucleotides long. The record is from the annotation of a GenBank genome assembly. Lineage: Eukaryota; Metazoa; Nematoda; Chromadorea; Rhabditida; Rhabditidae.
AUGGAUCGAAGGAAAUUUUCCGUUGGUAGGCAAUCUCUAUUAGCUUCACAUACAAAUCAGAAAACACCUACUCGGCAGAGAUUUUCUGGUUUACAAACUCCGUUAACAGCUAAAAGAGAUGCUCGUUUUUCAUUAGGUGCCGCUCCUGCUGCACGGCGGAUGUCCGUUUUCAAGCAGCCUAAUGCGAUGCCCAGGGUGGACACAAGUGACAAGAAAUACCAACAAGAAAUGAUCGCGAAGAUUUAUGAUUUCAUCGUAGAGCUAGACGGCGAGGAAGCUGUUACUAUACAGCAUAUUGCAAAACCCACGCAGAAAGAUUUCAUAGGUUUUUUGGAAAUGAUCUAUGAAUGUUUAAGCGGAAAUUACGAAGUUGGUGAUCGUAAAAUAGCUGAAGAGAUACCACGGUUGUUUUCCUGCAUAGGUUAUCCAUAUGCUAUAAAGCCCAGUUACCUUCAACCUGUCGGCGCUUCUCAUAAUUGGCAUUACUUACUACACGCAUUAUGCUGGCUUAUUGAUCAAGUCAAAAUUUCCGCCAAACUCGAAGAAGUUGUUGGAUCUCAAAUUCUGCUCAGUGGAGAUAACAGUAAUGGGAACAUAGGAGCUUUCCGUUAUUCUUGGCUUCAAGAUCAUUUUAAAACUUGUCAUCAUAACAAACAACUCGGACUUCCCCAAGGAACAUACGAAGAGGAGCAUCAAAAUUUAAAAGAUUGGUUCCAAAACCAAGAUGAUAUUGGCGGUCAAUUAAAAGCGGCUGAAGCAGCCUUCAGUAAUCUUCGGAAAGAGAACGCAGAACUGGAAAACGAGAAUGGGAACGAGGAUAAGUACAUAGAUGAUAACAAAAAACUCGAGGAUGAUAUCCGCAAAGCGAAAGCGUAUUGUGAAGCUAUGGAUCAAGCCACCAGAAAUUCAGAAAAGGAGAAGGAAAAUGCCAUAUUCGAUCUGGAAGAAGUGAAAUCAGAAGUAGAAGGAAUACGAGAGGCCCUACAAGAGAAGAAACGGAUAAUGAACGAACAAGAGCGAGGAGCCUUCGGCAUCAGUGGUCCUGAAGCACGAGCGAUGAUGGCUGAAUUCGAUCAGAAUCGGGUACUCAUACGUGAGGUACAAAACGAGCUAGAAGCUUUGGGAAGAGAGCGAUGGAACAUCCAACCAAAAGAGUCGCAAGGAUUUGCACAUCUCUUAUCUCGUUAUUCUCACUUGAGAGAAUCAAUCAGAAGCAUAAGAAGCGAAGUCUUGGGUGAUUCGUCUGUUAGUACAGACACUGCUAGAGAUAUAAGAGAAGUACAGCAAUUAUUAAAUAAUCAGAUACGUCCUCUUAUCAACUCUACAUAUUCGGGCAUCGAAGCCAAAAAAUCGGAAAUCCGUAAUGAGAUUGGAACUGUUAGACAGAAAAUUAAUUCUUUCGACAUCAGAAUGCAAGUGGAGAAUGAGAAACUUGCUGAUAGCAAACGGAUGCUAAAAAGAAACCAAUUGAGUUAUCAGCGUAAAACGGAGGACCAGUGCCAUGAAAGACAAAAUGUUGUCUCUAAAAUAGAAAAUCUCGAAAAUGAGAAAGAAAUGCUCGAGCGUAAUCAACGCGAUAUUACUAAAAUGGAACAGGACCUUGAAAUGGCGCGGAGAGAUCUAUAUGAUACAAAAGAAAAGAUUAACGAAGGAUUCCUGAGUUUUGAAGAGCACAUUGCUUCCCAACUAUCCGGUCCAGCCGAAAUCAUUGAUAGAAUGAGAAUUGUUGUUGUGGAGUCCGAGAAAACGAUGGCCGAAUUUCUUCAUAACUUUUAUAAAGUUCAUAAAGAGCUCAGAACAUAA